This is a messenger RNA of Malus domestica (apple), 3766 nucleotides long. The record is from RefSeq and is a predicted model, not a curated record. NCBI's taxonomy places the organism in Eukaryota, Viridiplantae, Streptophyta, Magnoliopsida, Rosales, Rosaceae.
UUUACACAAACCAGAAAGACCAGUGUUUGGAAACGAAGAGAAACCCUACAGAGCAUUGUCAGUGUCAGUACGCGUUGACUGGCGUUGACUAAAACACAGAGACUACAGUCGUCAGAGCCAACCGGAAAGGACGAAGGGAAGAAGCUGAGGAGUGCUCGGAAACGAAGGAUUCCCAGUCGCUCGCGUAGCGGAGAGGAAUUUGAGCGGGUCCUCCUGGUCUCGACGCUGUCGACGCUAUCGGAAAAUCAAGGUAACAGUUUCAGUGAUCAUCGUUCCAGUUUGUUUUGCUCAAGAUUAAAGGAAAGUAGAGAUGGAGGAAGAGAAGGAGGACAAGUUAAUUAAUGGCAAAUUCCUGCAAAUUGUCGGAUGAUAUGGUGGCGCAAAUCCUGUCAAGGUUGCCACCUAAAUCCCCUGAUGCGGUUCAAAUGCGUCCACGAGUCCUGGCGUGAUCUGAUUGAUAGUCGCUUUGUGGCCAGCCACCUCUCGAAUUCGAAUAAUUCGAGGUCCUCCGCCCGCAUCGCCGUCAGGCAUAUAGUUGGUGGCGAGGAGGAUGAUAAGGAGGACGUUUUGGGUGUCAUUUCUUUAGUGAUACAGUACACUUUCAUAUUGUUUCAUUUAUUUCAUUAUCACAACCCAAAUUUAGAGCGAGCGAGCGUUUCUUGUUCAUUCAGGGGAAGAGGUAGAGGAAGAGUUAGACCAAUGGGCAGAGGAAAUGGGAGAGUCGCAGGCAAAGGCGAUGAAACUCAAUUUGCAUCCUCUUCUCGAGCAGUCGUACCAGUGCACAAGGCUCCCGUUUUACGCAGGGUCUGGGAGAGGUGAAUGUCGGCUAGCCUUACCCCAUUUAUGGAGAGGCUUCUCCCAAGUCUCGAACCCGAGACCUACCGCUCAUGGGCGAAGGCACUUGCCAUCGCACCAAGUGCAUGCAUAAUUUACAUGCAUAAUUUACUUUGUUAACUUAAGGCUUAGUUUGAUAUUGCUUUUAGGGUUUAGGUGCGAGGAGGAAGAGGAAGAGGUAGUUGGGCCAUGCCCUGAUCAAGGCGAAUGGAGUUCACUCAGCGAUCUGCUGCAUUGCCAUCGUCUUCGCAAACUGUGACAAGAGGAAGAGGUCAAGGCAGGGCCAGUGGAGCAAUGGCAACUUCACAAGACUUGCCCUUCUGACCAUCCACUUUGGUCAUUGCCAAGCCCGGGGGAAGAUCCAAACACUAAGCCAUGAAGUAUAUAAUCUGCCGUCGGAGUUGUGCAACCGAAAGCAACCUGAAGAGAAAGUUCCUUGUAAGCACUAACCAUAUCCUUGUUGUGCAUAGUUUGAAUAGUUUACUCCUCUCGUCUAGUUUAGACCUGUUCCUCUCGAGCUUACUUAAUCAGCAAUCCUCGAGAGUAAACUGAGCCGCCAUUUAAUAGGGCAUCAUUGUCUCAUAAAUAAAAGUAGUGAAUGUCGUUUUCGAUGUGUACUAACUUUUGAAUUUUUCGUUAGGCUAAAUAGCAAUAUGAUUUCUGACUAGGUGGGGCAAAUUUGAUAGGUGAUCAUAUGAAUUUUUUAUGUUGUCUCAAAAUUAGGAUGCUGAUGAGUGGCUACUUUGAGCUUGUAUAUAGAAUACGGUGUCAAAUUUGCUCAACAACGCAAACUCUUGAUCUCUUUCCAUUACAGAUUGCAGCUUCUGAAUGAAUAGAGAGCUGCACCAAUAUAUAUAUAUAUAUGGGUUAUUGUGCACUUCUCUCUUGAUGUAACGUGUAACGUAAAGUAUGUUCUCGAGACAGAUAAUAAAUGACACCCACAUUUGGACAAUAUAUUUUUUCCUUUUUAGCUUACAAAAGUCCAAAGGGGGCCCUGAGCCCGUUCCAUCAUCAAACAGCAGCAAAAGAAGAAGAAGAAACCCUAGAGAGAAAUAUCAGUAUGACUGAGCAUUGACUAUAACAGAGAGUUCAGAGCCGAGUGGAAGGAAGAAACAAUGAGUGUUUGGAAAUGAAGGAAUCUCAGUCACUCCGAUGAGGAAUUUGAGUGGAUUUUGAAGUUUAAUAAAUUCCUGCUCUUGGACUCAGCACGAUCGGAAAUCCAAGGUAAGAUGUCCCCUUGAUCUUGCUCCAUCAUUCUGCCGCCUUAUUUAAUUUGCUGAAAAGCAUAAAAGGAAAAGUAGAGGAGGAGAAAUUAAUUAAUUAGUUAAUGGCAAAGUCGUGUAAUUUUACGGAUGAUAUGGUGGUGCAAAUCCUGUCUCGAUUGCCACCUAAAUCCUUGAUGCGAUUCAAAUGUGUCCGUAAGUUGUGGUGUGAUCUAAUUGAUAGUCCUAGCUUUGUGGCGAGUCACCUUUCUAACUCGAAUUCGAAAUCAGAUUCCUCCACCAGCAUUGUUGUAAAACAUACUGUUAAAAAUCUGAGGGAUCAUAGGAAGCACGUUUUAUUGUCAUUGCUUAAUGUUUCAGAGGAUUUUAGCGAUAGUGAUGACUGUGUUGAGGAUCUUAGUGUUGCGUAUCCUUUGUUGAGUGUAUCUUCUCCAAAUUUUGAAAUUCUGGGUUACUGUGAUGGGAUUUUCUGUCUAAGUAUUCACUUUUGUCCCGAGGAUAUUGGUUUAGUCAAUCCAGCGAUCAUGGAAUUUCAGCUUCUUCCCCAGCCUUGUCUUCUCCUGCCUCCCCCAGAGCCAGAUGUUGCUGAUAGAGUGGAUACCAUUACCAAUGCCGUUGGAUUUGGGUAUGAUUCCAAAGCUAAAGCAUACAAGGUUGUUAGAAUUGUGAAAUUUUUGCCGGGGCCUAGAAUAGCAGAGGUAUACACUUUAGGUGUUGAUUCUUGGAGAGAGGUCAAGUUUGAGAUCGAUUUUUCUGUCAUCUGGACACCUUCUUUUUAUGUCUACUUCAAGGGUGUUUAUCAUUGGUUUGCUACUGAUCUACAAAAUAAUGAUUUCAUCCUUACAUUUGAUAUGGGUGAGGAGGUAUUUGAUAAGAUACCAGUUCCGUAUGAUUCUCUGGAAAGAUUUGCAUGGAAUUGCAGUCUUGCAUUAUGGAAGGAAUCCAUUGCUUUGUUCUGCUACCGCAAAGAUGAAGGAACUGGACUUUCUAUCUUUGAUAUAUGGGUGAUGGAUGACUCUAGUGAUGGGGUAAAAAGUCCAUGGAGUAAGAGACGCUUAACAAUCGAAUCUGUACCAAGGAUUGAGAUUCCAUUGAUAUUUUGGAAGAAUGACGAGCUUCUUCUGGCGGCCACUGAUGGAGACGUUGUCUCCUAUAACCUACGCACUCGAAACCUCAAAUACCUUCCUAUACAUGGCAUUGAAAACCCACUAUAUAUUCAAGCUGUUCUUUAUGCAGAAAGUCUUGUUUCUGUCAAGGGAGGCGACCAGCCUCUGGCCAUAGAGCCAGACAGAGACUCUGGAAGUGUAUCGUUCGAGAUGUACUUUUACCCAAGGCCUAUAUGAGCCUAUGCACUGGAAAUGGCUAAGCUGCUGGAUCUCAGGAAAGAGUACUUCGGUGAUAGAGUGAUAUCGUGCGAUGAUGGCAUUGAAAACAUCAAAAACGUCUACAUGUUGUACUUGGACAAGAAAGGUGCCGUUUUGUCCUUGUUUCUCUUGGCGAUGGCAAAGUAGUAGGGGGCCUCGUGUUCGACUUGAAUUUCGUUGUUGUGAUGGACUGUAUUUUGAAAUGUUAAUUAGGCUAAGUAGAAAAGACAGUGCUGAGUUGGUCGUGCAAAUUUGAUUGUGGGUCUUUUCUUCUCUAUCUUAUGAACUUCAAUGUAUGGAAUUUGGUUUUCUGUUUUAAUGGAGCAACUCUAUUUUUAUUACCUA